AUGGAUUCUCGAGUAUCCCCCAGCUCACCCCUAUGGCGUGUCUUCGCCGAGGCUGAAACUGCCACAAUUUUGGUGCACAAAAAAGAGCAUCGACAGCGAGGCAUAGAUGCUAUGAACAUCAUGGCACAGGCUGUGUUCGAGGGGCAUCCGCUGGAAGAGUAUUUCAUAGAUUGUGAAGUCCCGGUCAUGCCUGGAGGCUGCUCGGGUUUCGCGCUCGCUGAACAUUCUGACACGAGUUCAAAUUUAUACGGACACAGUGAGAACUUGGAGAAACUGUGUUACCUUAUUUUUGAAGCCCUAGAGAUGAUUGGCACACUUUUCUCUUGUCGUGUGGCCAAAGGAACAAGCCAAUUCGCGGAACGCUUCAAGUACGAUGUCAUCUCGUCCACCCUCUUAUCCCCAUCGUUGUCUACGUCGCCUCACCCCCAUCGUCGUUCGCUUUCUCCAUCUAUACCUGGAAAACUUGGAAGCAGUCAUAGUAGAAAUACCAGCAGCACCGACAGCAGUAUGGCAUUCCGCCUACCAGACCAAGAGCUUGAUCAGUCGUCUGCUUCAUUAACUGCUGAUAAUGAGACACCAUUAUGGCCACUCACUCUCACAGUCACCUUUGCCGUCGCUGCAUUGAGUGCAAAAUUCUAUUUUCUUGCUAUAUUAUCGCUUGCUACCACAUCAUAUUAUGUAUACGUCCACAAUCUUGACGUUGUUGCCAAACCCGACAUUAUGAAACCUUCGAUUGAAGCAUUACAAGAUUUGGUAUCUGCGGGUCAGAUCUGGGGCUCAGUGUUCCAAGAUGCCUUUGAUAUCCUCGAGAGCGAAGAGCCAAGCUCAUAUGGAGUCAUGACUCCCUCGAGUCCGUCCUCGCCCCUCAGGAUCGCUCUUCAUUCUUCCCUUCUUACUACGCAGACCCAGUGCGAUAACGUUCGGCAACUGCUUUCCGCACUCACGUCUCCCAGUGAACUUGCGCAGUUAUCGGAGAUGUAUGCACCGCCAUCACCGGUAAAACCAACAUUCUCCCUCAAUGAUACUCCACGACCGCAGUCUCUCCCUGAAUCACGUCAACGGACUUCUUCGGUACCAGAUAGAAAGAGGUCUACAUGGAACGGGUCAUACUCUGCCCUUGCUCUCGCAGGCAGUCCUACGUUUCAUAUGGUCAGGCGGAGAGAAAAGCGCAGGUCGGACUUGUCGGCGCUCCUUGAAGCAACAUCUCCAUCGAGAAGAUCAAGCAUCAGCGCCCCCUCGAGUCCAUGUCACACAAAAACGUUACCUGAUGUUCAAGAAGAAGGCGACCAGCAAGAACAGGAGAACACUCGUCCCCCCUUGGAGGAAGACGAAUACUUUGGCGCGGCGGCGCUCACAUUGCAAAGAAAGCGGAAGAGUGGUGGACUGGAGACCUUGAGCCUAUCAUCCAGGAAUUCGUUUGCUUCUUUAUCGAGGAGUAACUCCGAUCCAAAACGAUCCUCGGGUUCUUCAGGCUCUCGCUUCACCUUGAUGCAAACUACACGGCAUCCUCUCUCGCUCUCAUCACUACAUCAAGCCUUACAGGGUGCAACUGCCUCAAAGAGAUAUGCUUGCUCUCACCUACUAGCUCUGCGCUUCGAAGAUGAUGAAGACGAGGGAUAUUGGGAAGACGUGCGAUCUGUUAUGGGUCUUUUGACGUCAACGUUUGUCGAUGCAUCAUCGAGGCUAUCUGAAGCGUUCGACGAGCUCGAUGAACAAAAGCUAAAGGAUCAAGACACAGCUUCUGAGUCGAGUGUUUCCAUAUCACGGUCAGGAAGCAUGUCGCCCAUCCCCGAAAGCUCCAUACGGCAUCUCUCCCAAACUCAUCCAGGAUCAUUUGCUCCUAUGCCUAGUCAGGUGUCGCGAUUCGCGGCCCACGUGGAUACCAUAUCUUCCGCUAUAAACGAUGCACGGGAUAACCUUGAGCAAUGCGUUGCAGCUUUGAAAGUUGACUCGUCAGCGGAGUCAACGGACGAUAAUUGCCAACCUCAUGACGUCUCACAGGAUCAUCCUGCCCUGCAAGCCUACGAAAGACUGCGACGUGAACUGGGCCUUGCCUUACGAGAGUGCGAGCGAGGUAGAGAAAGACUCAUCGAUAUCGUCUUUCCACCGAAAUCUUCUUCUUCCGAGGAGGAAGCCGACGACUUACCUGCUCUAGGUCCGGACGCAGGUACCGAUGAGUCAGAUAAAGCAGACUUCACACCACCUAUGCUUGAUAUGUUCCGGAGAAGGGAUGAAGGUGAUUCUAUCGGGGUAACAAUUGUAUCGCCCGAUGGGGAGGAAAUUGACACUGACGACGUCUCGUCCCAUCUUUUGCUCACCACAUCAUCCCAGCAUCUGCCACCGCGCGGUAUCGAACAGAUCUUUGAAGGGGAGACUGAGUUGAAUGUGCCUUUUAUGCGGGAAAAAUCAAAAUUGACAAGGGAAGAACGGAUAAAAUUGGCCAGGGCCAAACGGGACAGUAAAAAUUCUAAUGAUGGUUUAGGUUCAGAGUCGCAAGUGGAAAGAUGGGGUCCAGGUGGAGAGGUCGUACAGGAAUUGAAGGAUGUCAUCUGGAAGGUUGUAUUUCGCGUUUUUGCGUUGCUUUCAUAUGGAAUUAAUAUUGCACAUUACGGUCUUGAUAGAUCGGAAGCUGAAGAAUUGGAAUUCAUUCGCGAGGUUAUACAUGCGGUAACACAAGAAAAAGAAAAACAGGUGAGAGGAAAACAAGAUGAAGAUCGUAACCAAACUAUCGCAACACUGGGCAAGGAAUAUCAAGAGACAAAGGGAAAGCGGAUCUAACUGAGAGACAAGAGCUGGGUGCAGCAUUUUGAAAUAAAUAAAGGAAAUCCACAUAGAAAAACAAACAUUAUGUACGCAGAUGAAGCGGAAUAUACGAUGAUAAAUGCACCACACAAAGAUGAAACAAGCAGAAAACAUAGUCCAGGAAGAAAGACUCUUAUUCUCGGGUCACUUGGUAAGAUCCAAACCUCCCACAUCAUCCGGGUUGAACCAUUGGCCAAAAUCUCGUUCAAAGUUCAAAUCUCCGUCCUGUCUGAAUAGCGACUGGUCGACAAACUCGUCUAGCGACUGCAUAAAGUCGCUUGGAUUCGUAAGAGUACUCGAAAACAGGUUGGUGGGAAUACUAUCAGAUAGUGUAGCUGUCGCUGACGGAUUAAUAGAGGAACCUAGUGCCGAUGGAGUGCCAUUGAUCGCUGAUGGGGAUGGAGCUGUCAUGCUAGAGGUAGUGCCCGCACUUGGCGUUGGAGGAGCAGUACUGCCCUGUGGAGGAUUGCUGGUAUUGGGGGGGCCUUGGCCCUGCUGUUGACCGGGAUUAGGUGGAGGAUUUCGGGGUGAGCCUUCUGGAUGGUUAUUUGCGUUAUUCCCUGGCCCCUUGUUAUCCUUGUUUGGACCAGAUUGAUCUUUUGAUGGCCCACCCAUCGCAGGCGAUCGCGGUGGCAUCAUGCCUAGCUGCUUAUUUUGAACCAUCCUGUUGUUAGGUCCACCGGGGAACUGAGAUCCCUGUCCCUGAGGCUGAUUGUUGAAUGUCGGAUCGGUGGACGAGGGAGAACCACCACCAAUAUUUCCACCAAGGACACUCGGUGGGAGUCCGUUCUUGUGCAAAGUAUGCAUAGAUUGUCGAUAUUGCAUCUAGCUGCAUUGCCAUCAUUCCGCCUUGGCCCUGAUGGUUCAUGCCUGGACUCAUCGUACCACCACCCAUUGCCAUCAUUCCUCCUUGGCCC
Serpula lacrymans var. lacrymans S7.9 is the source of this 3719-nucleotide messenger RNA. RefSeq lists its product as uncharacterized. NCBI's taxonomy places the organism in Eukaryota, Fungi, Basidiomycota, Agaricomycetes, Boletales, Serpulaceae. The transcript has 9 exons. The record is from RefSeq and is a predicted model, not a curated record. Bases 1 to 2778 code for a protein of 925 amino acids.